AUGUCAGCCACGCUUUUCAAGGCGACAGUCAAUGAGUACUUAGAGGACCUUCCUCCUCAAGUCCAGUCGAGGUUGUAUGCGUCACCUGCAACAUGUUUGGCCAUAUACAGAUUGCUCCCAAAACUAGCGAAGUUCUUUAUCAUGUCUAUGGUAUUUAAUGAGAGUGAUAUUUCUCUCCGAGAUUUGGACCGGUGGGUCAAAUCUGAAGGUAAGUUUCAAUUUAAUGAGGCUAUAAAAUCUAUGAAAUCACUGCAUUUGUUGAUAGAGGGUAAGACGGGGCAGCCCUUUAUGAUCAACCUCAACCCCAUCUUCAGGUCUAGUUUCCGUAAUGCACUUACCGGUGGAGAAGUUAAUAAUUCAUUCGGUAAUGUCAUUGAUAGUGAAAGCGAUAUUGUUUCAAUGGCGAUGUUGGAUCAGUACGCAGCAGAUAAAUGGGAAACAAUUCUUCAUUUCAUGGUGGGGACGCCUUUGACGAAAACGCCUUCCCGUAAUGUUUUAAAUUUAUUGACCCAUAGCAAACUUAUGGAGAAUAGUUCUUCAGGAGAAUUGCAAAUUACUAAUGAAGGUUUCCAGUUUCUUCUACAAGACGUCAAUGCUCAAAUUUGGACAUUAUUAUUACAGUAUUUGAGAAUGGCCGAAACGUUACAAAUGGAUCCAGUUGACGUCCUGAAUUUCAUAUUCAUGCUAGGUGCCCUUGAAUUAGGUAAAGCAUAUUCUGACGUUGGUCUAAGUGAAACUCAGAAGGUCAUGCUACAAGAUAUGAGGGAUUAUGGGCUGGUUUUUCAGAAGGCAUCGAACGCGAAGAAAUUCUAUCCAACCAGACUGGCCACUAUGUUAACCUCUGAUACAAUGAACAUUCGAACGGCUUCUGGUGCAAUGAACAGUGUAUUGAAACAGGGAAAUAGCGUGAAAGAAGACGCAAGUGCGGCCCUCGCGGCGGAGGAGGAGGCAGCUCAGGUCGGAGGGACAACUCAAAAUAUUCCAGAUGGUGCUUUAAUUUUAGAAACAAAUUUCAAACUUUAUUCUUAUUCGAAUUCGCCGUUGCAGAUUGCCAUACUGAGUUUGUUUGUCCAUCUUAAGUCUCGGUUCACCAAUAUGGUCACCGGUCAAAUCACGAGGGAAUCAAUCAGGAGGGCCUUGUAUAAUGGUAUCACCGCUGACCAAAUCAUCGCAUACCUCGAGACACAUGCGCAUCCGCAGAUGAGGCGUCUCGCUGAAAUAAACCUGGAGAAGAAAUUAGAACUGGACCAGAACUGCAAAGACGGCCUUCAAAUCUUACCCCCAACUGUUGUUGAUCAAAUCAAGUUAUGGCAGUUGGAGCUCGACAGAAUUAUAAGUUAUGAUGGUUACCUAUUCUCAGAUUUCGAAGAUUUCCACGAAUAUCAUCUACUGAGCACGUACGCCAGCGAUAUUGGUGUUUUAUUGUGGAAAGAUGAAAAGAAAAGGAGGUUUUUUGUCUCUCAAGAAGGUAACGCACAGGUCAUCGAUUAUGCCAAGAGGAAGUUGAAGAAGAAAUAG
This is a messenger RNA of Lachancea fermentati, 1518 nucleotides long. The record is from the annotation of a GenBank genome assembly. NCBI's taxonomy places the organism in Eukaryota, Fungi, Ascomycota, Saccharomycetes, Saccharomycetales, Saccharomycetaceae.